Molecule: messenger RNA, 570 nt
Organism: Ectocarpus sp. CCAP 1310/34
Lineage: Eukaryota; Phaeophyceae; Ectocarpales; Ectocarpaceae
Source: the annotation of a GenBank genome assembly
AUGUGUGCUGCACUCCACCUUUCGGUGUUCGGAAGUAGUUGUUGGUCAGGGACUUCGGUGUACUAUUACGAGGUGAUCGAAUGCGGUCGCCGUAUUCUGCUGACCGGCCUAGUCGUGUUCAUGUACCCAAACACAGCCGCCCAGAUUGCGAUAACGCUCAUCAUGACCGUUGUGUUUGCGGUGCUCUCAGAAGCCUUGCACCCAAACGCGCAAGCGUGGGACACCUGGGUCAGUCGCGUGAGUCACGCCGUAGUUUUCAUGAGCGUGUACGUCGCGCUCCUGCUCAAGGUAGAUGUGUCCGACGAGAAGAGAAGUAGCCAAAAGGUCUUUGAGGCUGUUCUCGUUGCGGCGCACGCUUGCAUGGUUUUGGCGGUUGUUGUGGAGACGAUCGUGUUGGGGUGCCCGUCGAGGGUGAAGGAACAACACGAACCGGCGCCGAGGGUUGGCGACGACAGCGUGACGAUGACGUUUUCGUACACGAACGAGAUGAAGGUAGAUUGUGCGGGCAACUCGUGUUUAGAGGAGGACGACGACCACAUGAACGAGGCGGGACCGACACCCGUAGGAUGA